Messenger RNA from Tremella mesenterica DSM 1558, 3612 nucleotides. RefSeq lists its product as uncharacterized. Bases 1 to 3612 code for a protein of 1203 amino acids. NCBI's taxonomy places the organism in Eukaryota, Fungi, Basidiomycota, Tremellomycetes, Tremellales, Tremellaceae. The record is from RefSeq and is a predicted model, not a curated record. The transcript has 6 exons.
AUGACCAUAGCGGAUCUCGGACAAGCCAACAAACAAGAUCUGGAAGAAGAUGGAAGUACGGAGGAUAUGAUAGAUCUGGGAGGAAAGACUGCCGUGGAAGAGAAGAAAGUCAGGACAGAGGAGGAGGGUAGAAUAGAAGAACGAGGUGGGAUAGCACCUGAUGGGCAAGUAUUGCCGGAUUGGUUAUCAUACAUUCAAGUGACGACGACCAUCGAUGGAGAAGUUUUCACUACUGGUACCAUUGUGAAUUUACCUUUGACUUACUAUGGUCCUCCUAUUCCACUGGGAACAGACUGGGUUUAUGGAGGUUUAACUUCACCUGCGUCUACACCGACCGCAGCUUCUAUAGACCAAACGACUUCUGCUUCCCCUGUCAGCACUUCGACCGAGGAGAUCACUACGGCCCGAACGACAACUCGAUCCGCUUCUAGGAUAUCUUCACCAAGUCUGGCUACCAUAUCAUCAACUGUAUCGCAGACUACCCCAUUUCCUUCAUCUUCAUCAUCUUCAUCAUCGUCCCCUUCGUCGAGAUCCUCAGCUGUUUCACCCUCCUUCUCUACGUCCAGCACCACUCUCAGUCCCGUCUCAUCCACGUCAUCGGAUCCUCUCCCUAAUCCAUCCUCGACAACAGCAUCCUCCAUCUCUGCUCCGUCUCCCUCCAACUCCCCUAUUUCUUUUCACUCAUCCCACCUGAUCCCACUCCUGCCUGCCAUUUUGGUUCCUCUUCUGGCAAUCCUACUUCUUCUCCUACUGCUCUUCCUGUGCUGGCGUCGUCGAUCUACAUCCGGUUAUUCUACAUCUCUGCAACCUCCAAGAACCUCUAAAUUCUUCUCUGUGCCUCGCAGUGUCUCUAACCUUCGAACGCCAUUCGCUUCUUCCGCACCGGAUCCAAAGUCACCGGAUGAAAAGUCUGCCCUCCUCCCUGGCUUUCUGGCCCAGCACCAUCGACAGUCAUCCAGUAGCGUGGAGAUGGAUGAUGAGUUGGCGGGAUUGGUAAUACAGAACCAGUCACUUCUUCAUCGCCUAAAUUUGGGUCUAGGAAGAGGAAGACCCUCUUCUCGGAGGGUGAGUGGGAAUACGGUGGAAAAGACCGCGGGACUGGGACUUGGAGUCGGUCCUGCGGCAAGAAGGAGAACUUCAAAGGGCUUACCCCGAAAUGGUAGCGGUCAUAUAGAUCAAGCUGACCAGAUGGACGAGAAGGCCACAAGCAGGGGAGAUAAAUUUGUGACAGAUGGAAAGGCGAGAGGGGAUGUUUCGAUUGAACCCAGUGGUGAUGAUUCCGGUCCAAUAAGUUCUGGAAAUGAAGACAACCUAUUCUUCCGUCCUCCAGGUGAAACGAUUUCAUCUCAUGGUACGACAGAUGAAUCUUUCUCCAUACGUAGUAGUGGAGCCAGUAUCCCCAGUCGAACACGUUCCCCAAUAAGGACUUCAUCUCCUCUUUCAGGAGGAUUAUUUCCUUCUACCUCUCAACCAAAUCGAGCGACUUUCCUUGGUGUUCAACAUUCCUCCUACAGCUCCCAGAAAGGUAACAAAACUGACGACUCAAGAGAAGAAGGGAGUAAGAGUAGUGAUAGUCAUUCAAGUUCUUCAGGAACUAAAUCUUCGUCUUCAAAAAUUCGUCCUUCUAGAUUAUCAAGAGAAUUAGCUCAAUCCAUCUCCCCAGGUAGAUGGCCAUGGGGAACUAAAGGACCAGGAUCGAAUUCAACUCAAAGUAGACAAAGUUCUUAUAGUAUCAAUAAUACUAGAGGGCAGCGUGGAUUGAAUAAUGGACAAGGAUCACAUAGUACUGGAAGCGGAGGAGGAUCUCAUAGUACGAAUAGUGGGUCAGGUUGGAAUGUUGGAGUACCAGAAACACCUUCUACGGGAGCUAUGUUAGAUGGUGAUACUGGUGAUUUGGGGGAGUUCGGAGGUAGAUUAAGAACUAGAUGGGGGGAAGAAAGAUUAAGGUUUCCUGCUCCUCCUGGAUUAGGGAGAGAUAGUUGGGUAGGGACUGAAACGGAGGAAUCAUAUCAUACGGCUCUAUCCGGAACAUCCUCCAAUCCACCUUCAUCCACCCCUUACCUAGGUCAACCAAUCUCACGAGACGACCCCUCAUACGCUCGUGCACCUUUAUCAGCAUUCGGUACACCUAAUCCUUCUCCACCAAGAUUAAUCUCUCCCGCUCUUCCUUCCACCCCAUCUCCCGGUGCUGUAAAUACCGUUCUCCAUUCAAAAGGAGAAUUAACGCCACCGGUACCACAAUUACCAAGAGGAUCGAGUCCUCUGUCUAUUCUUCUACCUAGAAGAGGAUCUACUCCUCCGUCUCUUCUUUUACCUAGAAGAGGAUCUACUCCUCCUUCUAUUCAAUUACCUAGAAGAGUCUCAACAUCCUCAUCUUUGCUGCCACCUCAACAUUCUUCACCUCCACCAAUACCAAGAAGUAGAAAAACCUCUUCGCCUGAACGACACACCAGGAACGUUUCUCCAGAAAGGGAACCUUCACCAUUACGCAACGUUGUCAUUUAUCCGUCCCGGUUAUCUUUCCCCUCUGUUCCUACUCAACCCUCAAGGUUGACCGAUGGUCAAGUCUCAAAUCUUGACAAUUCACCGCCGAAAGAUCGGUCAGGAGUAUCACUCGGUCAGCCAUCUCAGACUACGUCGAAUGUCGUCAACUCCUCCAUUCCCCCGGACCCUAAAAGUGGUAUACCUGAAGCCUCGACCACGAAUCCACAACCUAUGGAAAGAAAAAUCUCUUCCAGGAUAAUUGCUGCUGAAACGAACCCACACAAUGUUCGUGUACCACUACGUGCAGCGGAGAAAGAGAAAGAAAAAGAGAUACCUAAAGCGACAGGAUCAAGAACAAGUUGGUCUUUUAUAGCUCAUGGUAUAUGGGGUACUUCAUCAACUUCUGAUUCUGGACAUACUCGUGCAUCUUCAGAGAAAGUCGGAGGGACAGAAGAUUCUCAUUACACAUUAGGUCCAAAAGUCACACAUCCAAUGUUACGACAAGGUGGAAGAGUUGAGUCUAUCGAUUCGGAUUAUCAUACUGGAGAAGAAGAGAGUUUAAUCUCUCAUGAAAAUACUUCUGAACUAUCGGAAGUUCUUCAUGAACAACCGGAUAAAUCGAAAACCCCUCAUGAACAGACCAAGAAUCCUUUCACUAAACAAGUCGGAAAGAUGAAUGUGACAGACGACCGAACAAACGAAGAAUUAGUGAAGAGAAGAAAGAUUGACACUGCUCAGAAGGGCACUGAAGAAAUCCAAGAAAGAUUGAAUGUCGCUCCACCUUUAUUUCAACUUGGCAAUGGAAGUAUAGGAUCAGAAGAAAGACCUAGAGAAAGUUUUCAAGGAGAACCAAGAGUUGUGAGAGAGGAAAAAGGUGUGAGGGUGGUUGAUGAUAUUAAUGAAUUCGGAGUUCCUUUAAGGUCUGUUAGUAAUCCUGUCCAAGUAUCAAGAGAAACAACACCUUCGAAUCAUAGUCAAGAAGGAUCUAUUCAUUCUGCCGCUCAAUCUUCCGGAUCGGGUCAUUCACAAGAUGUCGAUCCGGUCAAAGCUAUACGUGGAAGACGAAGUCAAGGAACCGUUCUUCGGACAUCUGGUUUAGUCCCUCCUCGUGAACAACAAAAAGCGUAG